This is a messenger RNA of Huiozyma naganishii CBS 8797, 420 nucleotides long. RefSeq lists its product as uncharacterized. Gene Ontology annotation, molecular function: protein dimerization activity. The record is from RefSeq and is a predicted model, not a curated record. NCBI's taxonomy places the organism in Eukaryota, Fungi, Ascomycota, Saccharomycetes, Saccharomycetales, Saccharomycetaceae. The transcript has a single exon. Bases 1 to 420 code for a protein of 139 amino acids.
AUGAAUGUAGGGAUUCGUAUGCUAGAUCUUUGUGAUUUUGAGUUGUUGCCCGAAAGUACCAGUGAUUUUCAAACCGUUGAUGUAUUUUAUUUCAGAACUGUGCUUUCCUGGAAUAUUAUAUCCCAGUAUCUCAGUGAAACCAGAUCCGGUUUAAGUGAAUCAACCGUUGCAGUUUCCGAACACAAUAUUCUGCCAACUGUUCUGGAUUACCUUCUUAGUAUCAACGUUACCUCUGUUAACAGCGAACGGGGCUUCAGCAAACUGAAAACCAUAUACAAUGAUAAACGGCAUUCUUUGAGCGAUGGAAAUGCUGGUAAUGAAUUACUUCUGAGCAGUACCGUCAACUCAUUGAAUCUCGACCUCUCUGUUGAAGAAAUUCAAGAUCGAGGAUUAAAGGAACUUUUGGACCGCAUUCUAUAA